Mandrillus leucophaeus (drill) is the source of this 3162-nucleotide messenger RNA. Its product is annotated as aryl hydrocarbon receptor-like. Gene Ontology annotation, cellular component: nucleus; aryl hydrocarbon receptor complex. Gene Ontology annotation, biological process: regulation of transcription by RNA polymerase II. Gene Ontology annotation, molecular function: protein dimerization activity; transcription cis-regulatory region binding; nuclear receptor activity. The coding region runs from base 1 to 3162 and encodes 1053 amino acids. The record is from RefSeq and is a predicted model, not a curated record. The transcript is spliced from 10 exons. Lineage: Eukaryota; Metazoa; Chordata; Mammalia; Primates; Cercopithecidae.
AUGGCUGGUGGACCCGGUCCUGUGGGCCAGUGCUGGGCUUUGAGGGAUGAGGGUCGGGGCACUGGGAACACAGAGCCUCCAGAUAUUCUUCCAAAGCUACACAUGAAAACUUUGGUUUCAUCCGUGGGAAAUGUGGAAACUUUUGAAUGUGAAACCCAGAGGAGAAGCCUUCCUAAGCCACUGCCUCCAGAGGGAGCCAAGACCAACCCUUCCAAAAGGCACCGGGACCGACUGAAUCAAGAGCUGAGCCGACUCACCAACCUGUUACCCUUCCCCGAGGACGUGCGUGCACGGCUGGACAAGCUGUCCGUCCUCAGGCUGAUCGUGGGCUACCUGAAGGUGAAGGACUACUUUGCAGCAACCCUAAAGGACAACAAUGCAGGCUGCUCAGCUGACCCAGCCAUGAACCCAGGAAGAAGUGAACAGACCUUUCCACAAGUCAAUGUAGAUUUGUUUUCUGAAGGGGACUUGCUUCUUCAGGCCCUCAACGGCUUCCUCAUGGCAGUCACAGAGGAUGGCUACAUCUUUUACGUCUCUCCCACAGUCCAGGACUACCUGGGAUUUCAUCAAUCAGAUGUCAUCUACCAGAGUGUGUUCGAGCUGAUCCACAAGGAGGACAGAGCCAUGUUCCAGAGCCAGUUACGCUGGCCUCCAGACACAGCAUCAGUCAGCAGAGAAGCAGAUCCGGACACCAGCCCUCUGCCCGGAGAGAGUUCCCUCCCACUUAGUGGCACCCCUCCUGCCAGCGUUCAGCAUCUGCCCUUGGAAGACCCUUCCUACCUGGAGAGAAGCUUUGUCUGUCGGUUCCGCUGCCUGCUGGACAAUUCUUCUGGGUUUCUGGAAUUGAAUUUCCAGGGCCAUCUCAAAUUCCUCCCUGGGCAGAACACUAAGUCAGAAGACGGCACCUUCUUGUCUCCUCACCUUACCCUGUUUGCCACUGCAACACCUCGUCAGCCUCUCACCAUCCUGGAGCUCCAAAACAAAACAUUUAUUUUCCAAACAAAACACAAAUUGGAUUUCACACCUAUAGCCUGUGAUUCCAGAGGGAAGGUGAUUCUGGGCUACACCGACAGCGAGCUCUGCAGGAGGGGAUCUGGCUACCAGUUCAUCCACGCGGCAGACAUGAUGUACUGCGCAGAGAACCACGUGCGAAUGAUGAGGACGGGCGAGAGCGGGCUCACGGUGUUCCGGCUGCUCACCAAGCAGGGGCGCUGGCUGUGGGUGCAGUCCAACGCGCGCCUGGUGUUCCGCGGCGGCCGGCCCGAGUGCAUCGUCGCCCGACAGCGGGCCCUCACGAACUUGGAGGGGGAGGAGCACCUGUGCAAACGGGCCCUGCAGCUGCCGUUCACCUUCACCACGGGGGAGGCCGUCCUGUAUGAGAGCAGCCUCCCAAGCGCCCUGACUGCCCUCCCAGCCAGGAAGAGGACCAGGGCUAGGAAGGGUCUUCCAGCUGGGCAGGACUCUUCGUGCCCCGGAUCUCUCCUUGGAGCCAUGAUGCAGCAAGAUGAAUCCGUGUACUUGUCCUGCAUUGCUCCCACCCUCCAGGGCUCACCCUUCGAGAGGCAGGGGUCUGAUAACAGAUGUGAGGACAAGGAAGAGAAAGAGAAGGAGGAAGGCAGCUCCCUGCUGGCCCUCAUCGAGAGCCUGCUGGAGAAGGACAAGGAAGAACAGCCUGACCUUUGCUCCACCCUCCAGCACCUGGCUGUCACCAAUCUCAACCAGCGUCUGUGGGAAGAGAAGCUUCAAGGAGCUGACUCGGGCCCUGCAGGACCUCAGAACUGCCACCUGCCACCACCCAGCCAAGGAAGAAAACUCCACAGGGAGAAGGAUACCCAGUUUUAUGACCCUGGGAACGUGGGCUUGCCCCCACCAGCCAGCAUGACUUCUCCACAGACCCUGAAUCCACCAUCUUCUCAGGGCUCAGCCCAGCUAGCCACAGAAGUAACUCCACCUCCAAACGUGGGCUUGGUGCCCAGCUACCCUCAAGCACAUCCCCAGGAUUGUCUCAUCACUGGUCCUUCUAUCCCUGGCCCCACACUCCAGAACCCCCUCCAGGGCCCCCCACAGUGGUGGCCUCGGCACAGCCAGGCAGUGCCUUCGAACUUUGAGAUGUGUCAGAAGCCAACAUUUGACCUCAGCCCACUGCCUCAGGCCUCCAGCCCAAGCCGGCCUGCUCAGGGUUUUCAGCCAAGCCACACACCUCUUCUCUCUUUAGGAGAAAAUGUUCCUGGACACCUGGCUCCACCAGGCCCUGGUGUUCUGAAUUUUUGCAAGGAAUCUAUGCCCUGGACCUCCAUACACACUGGUCAGGGCCAGGGGUCCUUGAUCCCCUCAGACCCCACUUUAUGUGUCAACCCAUGUGGUACCCACCGUUUGCGCAGCAUUUGGGAUUCCCCCAUCCAGGGCCACCCAGUUGCAGUCCCCAUGGAGGUGGUGGCAGAGCAGAAAGCAGGGCAGGCCCAGCCUGACCCCUUCAGCUGCCCAUGGAUGGUUGACCCCUGCCUUCCAUGGACACGGCCACCCAGUCCCAGCUUGUACAGAGGUCAGCCCCUGUCUGUGCAGGGGGCACCUGGGACACCAGAGGAAAAAUCUGGAGAAGGAGAGCAUCCACCCCACUCUCUGGGGCCAAAUCAGCUUUCCAGGAGUCCAGCCUGUCCUUCCCAAGUACUUCUGCCUGGAUCCUCAGCCAUGCGGGGCUCUUACACUGCAGACCCCAACCCAACCACCAAGCAGCAGCAGUGGGUGCAGGGGGUGCUGCAGAGCCAGGAGCACUGUGGGCAGGUGAGAGAAGGGGCGCCACGUGUCCAUCACCAGGCUGGCCACCUGAGAGACGCCAUUCCCCAGGCUCCUCAGCAGAACCCCUUCCCCUCUCCUGACUCUGCCAACAGCUCCCCACAUUCAGGUGGCAGCCACUACAGCAGCCCAGCAGAGCUUAUGAGACAAGUCAAAGACAGACCACAGGUGCCACCUAGCCUGGCCCAGCCUAUCUGCCCCCUUGACCUGGCCUGGCCUCCCACGUCCAUGCAGGGCAGCUAUGACAUUAGGCUCCGGGUGGGUGUUGGUACACAGGGUCUCAGAAAACCGGGACCAGCAGGGAAGGGCACCUCACCACACUGGUCAAGUACAGAGCUGCUGGCAAACGUGGACAUGUCAGGGCCUUAG